Molecule: messenger RNA, 1999 nt
Organism: Saimiri boliviensis boliviensis (Bolivian squirrel monkey)
Lineage: Eukaryota; Metazoa; Chordata; Mammalia; Primates; Cebidae
Source: RefSeq, a predicted model, not a curated record
GGGAUGGUCUAGGGUUAAGAGGCACGUAAAGACGUCCUGGGCCAGUGGAGAAGGCAGAAGUGUUUGUAUGGUCUCGCCGGGAAUCCGAAUCAGAACUUGGACCAGACCCCUCCCUGAGGAUGCUGAAGUGAAAAUCUGCUCAGGGCAUUUCUCAGCACCCUGGUCCUGACUUCCAUUUCAUCGUAGUAUUGGGACACUAAGCUGGCCUAACUAUCCCUUCUGCUGAAGAGCCUGGUCCUUGCUUUUCCAACACCUUUGGAUUGAGUUUCUUCCAGAGGGAACCAAGAAGAGGAUUAAUUAAUACAUUCAAUUGUAAAAUAAGCCAUGGCCCAUGAGUUGGUGAUGUUCAGAGAUGUGGCUAUAGAUGUCUCUCAGGAGGAAUGGGAAUGCCUGAACCCAGCACAGAGGAAUCUGUACAAGGAUGUGAUGCUGGAGAAUUAUAGCAACUUGGUGUCACUUGGACUUUCUGUUUCUAAGCCAGCCAUAAUCUCCUCAUUGGAGCAAGGAAAGGAGCCCUGGAUGGUUGUGAGGGAAGAGUCAGGAAGAUGGUGCCCAGACUUGGCAUCCAGAGAUGAGCCCCAGAAAUUGUCUCCAAAAAGAGAUAUUUGUGAAACAGAAUUAUCCCAGUGGGUUAACAUGGAAGAAUUUGAAAGCCGUAAUCUUGAGAGAGCAAUUUUUAGAGAUAUCUGGGAAGGCAACUGUCAUUUUGAGCAACAUCAGGGACAAAAGGAGGGCUAUUUUAGACAAUUUUUGAUUAACCAUGAGAACAUGCCCAUUUUUAGCCAACAUACUUUACUCACUCAAGAAUUUUAUGAUAGAGAGAAAAUCUCUGAAUGUAAAAAGUGUAGAAAAAACUUCAGUUACCAUUUACUUUUUAGUCACCACAAAACUCAUUCUGAAGAACUUUCUGAAUGUAAAGAAUGCACAGAAAUUGUUAAUACACCAUACCUUUUUAAACAACAGAUAAUUCAAAAUGGUGACAAAUGCAAUGAGUGUAAAGAAUGUUGGAAGGCCUUUGUUCAUUGCUCACAACUUAAACAACAUCUAAGAAUUCAUAAUGGUGAAAAACGCUAUGAAUGCAAUGAAUGUGGGAAGGCCUUUAAUUAUGGCUCAGAGCUUACUCUACAUCAAAGAAUUCACACUGGUGAGAAACCUUAUGAAUGUAAAGAAUGUGGGAAAGCCUUUAGACAGCGAUCACAGCUUACUCAACAUCAGAGACUUCAUACUGGUGAAAAACCCUAUGAAUGUAAGCAAUGUGGGAAAGCUUUUAUUCGUGGCUUUCAACUUACUGAACAUCUGCGACUACAUACUGGUGAGAAACCUUAUGAAUGUAAAGAAUGUGGGAAGACUUUUAGGCAUCGCUCACAUCUUACUAUACAUCAAAGAAUUCACACUGGUGAGAAACCCUAUGAAUGUCGGGAAUGCGGGAAGGCCUUUAGCUACCACUCAAGCUUCUCUCACCAUCAGAAAAUUCAUUCUGGCAAGAAACCGUAUGAAUGUCAUGAAUGUGGGAAGGCUUUCUGUGAUGGCUUACAACUAACCCUACAUCAGAGGAUUCACACUGGUGAGAAACCCUACGAGUGUAAGGAAUGUGGGAAGACUUUUAGACAGUGUUCACACCUCAAAAGACAUCAGAGAAUUCAUACCGGUGAGAAACCUCAUGAAUGUGUGAUAUGUGGCAAGGCCUUUAGACUUCAUUCACACCUUAUUCAACAUCAAAGAAUCCAUACUGGUGAGAAACCCUAUGAAUGUAAGGAAUGUGGGAAAGCCUUUAGCUAUCAUUCAAGUUUCUCACACCAUCAGAGAAUUCAUUCUGGGAAGAAACUGUAUCAAUGCGGGAAGGCAUUUAAUCAUGGAUUACAACUUAACUUACAUCAGACUCUUCAUACUGGUGAGAAGCCAGUCACAUUUCCACUCAUCCCUCCCCAUCCUACUCUAGCAUCAUGAAAUUUGUUGAUGGAAAUAUACAUUGUCUUUGUUUUAUUUAAGGAAAAAGUUG